Molecule: messenger RNA, 1593 nt
Organism: Chlorocebus sabaeus (green monkey)
Lineage: Eukaryota; Metazoa; Chordata; Mammalia; Primates; Cercopithecidae
Source: RefSeq, a predicted model, not a curated record
UAUAGUUGACUAUGAGGCCAGUUUUGACAUCCAAGUCAGUAUCAAACGUAUUGUUUUGCCUUUGUCAUAUUAUAACUGAUCACGAGGGUUUUUUUACUGUAUAACACACAUUCCUCAUAUUCAGUACAUAUCUAGUUUAGUCCUAUGUCACUAGUAUUGUAUUCUGCUUUUCUACUGCUUUUUUAUUCUUAAAAUUAACCUCAGGUAUUCAUGCUGACCUAUAGAAGUUAAUGUUUGCAUCCUGUCUAUAUCUGAGUCUAGAAGAGUUUAAUGAACUGUUGAUGGUUGCCCUGUCAACUCAUUUAACUCUUGGACCGUAGUUCUUUCUAGGUUGAUCUCUUAUAAUCUAUUAGCUAUUAUGUUCUUCUUUGAACUAAAUUCUCUGAUGGAUAAAGGACUUUAAUAUUCUCUGUUUUUUUAAGUCAUUUUUUCCAAAAGCGUGAUCAAAUUCCUGAAUUCAAGAUCUCAUGGAUCCAUUAAGAGGAAGAUGCACCUUUACAACUGUCAUUCAGUCAUAGUAUAUACUACUAAUUCAACUCAAUGUGGUUGAAAAAAGCCUUCUCUAAAUAAUUUUGAUUUCCUGCUUUAGGAUUCCUGAAAUCAUGGAUCACCUACCUGUGCUUUGAGACAUGUUUUAAUUUUUUUUUUUUUUUUGGAAGCCCUGCAACUUCCCUAAAAAUUGAAUGAAUUAUAGGACAGACCUAUGGUGAAGCUACUUCCAGUCAUUUGGAAAGGAUGGGAUGAAAAGGAACCUUGGUGAUAAUUUUGAUGUCUGCAAGAUUUAGUACCAGUGUAAUGGGAUUAUCGGUAACACCUUCACUGCAGAAAAAGCCACCUGGUGCUAUAACUGGCAGCAACUGAGAACUAAUCCUUUCCCAUCUCUUGGAUGUCAUUCAUGAAGCUCAAAGCUAUUUCUACCCUGCUAACUGUGAUUAAUUUUAUAAACAACAACAACAACAAAAAAUCAGGCCAAUGGUGGCAGAGUCUACAUAGAACUAUGCUUCGUGGUGUUCUGGGGAAAACCUUUCGACUUGUUGGCUAUACUAUUCAGUAUGGCUGUAUAGCUCAUUGUGCUUUUGAAUACGUUGGUGGUGUUGUCAUGUGUUCUGGACCAUCAAUGGAGCCUACAAUUCAAAAUUCAGAUAUUGUCUUUGCAGAAAAUCUUAGUCGACAUUUUUAUGGUAUCCAAAGAGGUGACAUUGUGAUUGCAAAAAGCCCAAGUGAUCCAAAAUCAAAUAUUUGUAAAAGAGUAAUUGGUUUGGAAGGAGACAAAAUCCUCACCACUAGUCCAUCAGAUUUCUUUAAAAGCCAUAGUUAUGUGCCAAUGGGUCAUGUUUGGUUAGAAGGUGAUAAUCUACAGAAUUCUACAGAUUCCAGAUACUAUGGACCUAUUCCAUAUGGACUAAUAAGAGGACGAAUCUUCUUUAAGAUUUGGCCUCUGAGUGAUUUUGGAUUUUUACGUGCCAGCCCUAAUGGCUACAGAUUUUCUGAUGAUUAGUAAUCAUUUAUUCUUUUGACUUGAUUAUUGUCUCCUUUUCAUGUGAAUUUAUUACUCCCGUUGAAACCAUGUACUAAUAAACUAUUUGCUAUUCA